This is a messenger RNA of Rana temporaria (common frog), 1582 nucleotides long. Its product is annotated as zinc finger protein OZF-like. The transcript is spliced from 5 exons. Bases 2 to 1582 code for a protein of 526 amino acids. Lineage: Eukaryota; Metazoa; Chordata; Amphibia; Anura; Ranidae. The record is from RefSeq and is a predicted model, not a curated record.
CAUGAUGGAGAACCGGCCGCCCCUCACAUCUCCGGAUGGAUCCAGCAACAGAAAUUCCCCAGAGAGACGUCCCCGUCCUCUGUAUUCCCGGGACUCCACACAGGAACAUCAGGAGAUCCCUCAGGAGAAUCAGGGUGAAGAUCUAAUUGCUAUUAAGGUUGAAGUUAAAGAAGAAUCAGUAGGGCCAUAUAUGAGGGAAGAUAAGACAUGUAUUGAUGAAAUCCCUUCAGAGGUCAGCACAGACACCAGAGCCACUCAGACAGAGGCCAAAGGUGAAAAGGAGGAACUACAAGUAAUAAUUAAAAAGGAUGAAGAGCAGGAACUUCCUCCAUAUAUCAGCAUAGAUGGCCGACACAGCAAGAAUAACUCAGAGAAAUGUCCCAUUAUCUCUACGUAUGUUGAAAUAGAAGAUGACAUCACAUUCUGUUCCUCAAAAGAAAACCCUCUUUCUUCGGAUCUUGAUCCUGUACUUCACAGUUCGGAUAUAUCACCCGAUCCUUCUACACAAAGGGGGAGUUUUCAGGAUCGCUCACCUCCCAUCACUCAUCAGACAGCUCAUGCAGGAUGCGAUUCGUUUCCAUGUACUGAAUGUCUCACUGAGAGAGCAGAACUUAUCACACACCAGAGGUCUCACACAAGGGAGAAGCCUUUUUCAUGUUUAAAGUGCGGAAAGUGUUUCCCCUGGAAAUCGCAUCUCAGCGCACAUGAAAAAAUUCACACAGGGGAAAAGUCAUAUUCCUGUUCUGAAUGUGGAAAGUGUUUUUCCUGGAGAAGAAACCUAACUAUACAUAAGCGAGUUCACACAGGAGAACGGCCAUAUGCUUGUUCUGUGUGCGGGAAAUGUUUUAGACAGAAGUCGGUUCUUGACAUCCACGAACGAACUCACAGGCCAGAAAAGCCAUUCUCCUGUUCCGAGUGCGGGAAAUUAUUUACCCAGAAAGGACAGCUUGUUUCCCAUCAGAAGACUCACACGGGGGAGAAGCCUUUUUCAUGUUUGGAGUGCGGCAAGUGCUUCGGUUCAAAGUCAGAUCUUAUAAGACAUCAGAGGAGUCAUACGGGGGAGAAGCCGUUUUCAUGUCCCGAAUGUGGGAAGUGUUUUUCUUACAGAGCCAAUCUAGUUCAGCACCAGAGAGGCCACACGGGCAUUAAACCGUAUCAAUGUCCCGAGUGCGGGAGAGGUUUUAAACGCAAGUCCCAUCUGAACGAGCACCAAAAGAUUCACAGCGGCGAUCGCCCAUUCUCGUGUUUGGAGUGCAAGAGAGAGUAUACCAGUAGGGCUGCUCUAGCUAGGCACGAGAGACUCCACACUGGUGAUUGUCCUGAUUUAUGUUCGGCGUGUGAUAGAGGCUUUAACAAUAAAUCAGAUUUGGUUAUACACGAGAGAGUCCACUCUGGGGAUCGCCCCUAUUCAUGUUUAGCGUGCGGGAGAAGCUUUACCAGCAAAUCAGCGCUGGGUAGACAUGAGAGAGCCCACACCGGUGACCACCCGUAUUCGUGUAAUGAGUGCGGACAACAGUUUUCACAUAAAUCCUCUCUUAUGUCACAUCUCAGUUCACAUGAAAGACAAGAGGCAGCAGCUUAG